Molecule: messenger RNA, 2687 nt
Organism: Dreissena polymorpha
Lineage: Eukaryota; Metazoa; Mollusca; Bivalvia; Myida; Dreissenidae
Exons: 2
Coding region: 78-2081 (667 amino acids)
Source: RefSeq, a predicted model, not a curated record
GGCACACGAUUACAAGACAUUUCUAAUACGUGUUCUAUUUGAAUUUGAUCUGCUAUGAUAUUGUGGUUGAAAACAUAAUGGCGACUUUGGAUCAUGCAACCGACUCUUUUGAGUCAUAUAACAUGGACAAAGAAAAGAGCCAGGAACUUAAACGUUUGGCUGAGAAACUGGACUCGAAGUUAUCCACAGCUAUUCAGCAGACGCUGGCAAUAGUGCCAAUACACAACACAUUGCUAGAGGAACUAUCGGAACUAAAACUUGUUCCAGUCGGAAGUUCUCAAGAUGGGUCUAAGGUGAACACCCCCUACGACGCUGGUGACGUGGAUAUUAUGCUUAUUGAAACGAAGAAGCUUUUAUCAGAACCUUUGUUUCGGUAUGUUAAAGAUCAUCCGGCGUCCCUUUGGGUACUUGGUAAGAACAAAGCACACGAGGAGUAUUUUAAGGACCUAACUUUAAUUGAAGGUCAGUAUGUCCCAGUGACUGCGCUGAGACAUAUCAAAGGCGAAUACGAAGAACAAUUAAACGCCGUUAUCAACAGGAAAGUACAAAUCGGUGCAUACAUUUCUGAAGAUAGAAUCAAUACCAUUGGGCGAUCGAAAGUAGGUUAUAAAUAUGAAUCGACACAAACUGGAGACGAUACGGGCAACACAGAAGAAAAAUCACUUGAAUUCGAGAAAUGUCUGUCCGCAGACAUUGUUCCUGCUUUUUCGUUCAAAGGUUGGCCAUUUUCAGCGAAUGAAUGGAUUAAGAGAAAAAGAGAAUGGCCAUCAGAGGAUGUCGUCGAGAAGGUUAUUGACACGGGCUGUCAGAUUGUUGCUAGGCAGCCAGUAGACACCGAAACAGAUUCAACAAGCAUUCCUGAGUUUAUAGAACGAGAUUUUGAGGCAAAUCAGAACGACGGCAAUAUUUCUGAUACACAAACACAUGAAAUCAAAUUAUACGAUCGCAAUGAUCAAAAUAACGCGGACAAAGCUGAAGUCGAUUCACAUGAAGAAAACGAAAAAGAUGGCUAUUUCCGUUUGUCAUUUUCUCGAGGCGAACUUGUCCUGGUCAAAAGCCUCUCGGAGCUGCAAGUUUUAUGUUGGCGCGUCCUGAAAGCCUACCAGAAAGCUUAUUUAGAGACUCAGCCGCAAGUUUUGACAUCAUAUCACUGGAAAACGGUAUUCUUCUGGGUCGUAGAAGAGACAAAGCCAAGCUUCUGGAACGAGGAAAAUUUAAUGAACGCUGUUUUGAAAAUGCUUGAUAGGAUGAUUGAUUGCAUCAAAAAACGCUUUCUCCCUCUUUAUUUUGUUCGAACCCAAAACUUAAUAACGUCCAAACACGAAGAAGCGAUAGAAAAAGCACUCGAAAAGAUUAAAAUUAUUCGUGAAAAGCCAAUUGAAAGACUCCAACAGUUUCUUGACAACCCUCCAAAACCAGACAUCAAAAAACCGGAAAAACAAGCUGCGAAACAUAACAAACCAAUAACAGCAUCGGACGUUUUUAAUGAAAACUUCAAUGACAAAAACGCAGACUUGUUCAGUAGUCGUGAACAGGGUGUAAUGGAUUUUUUAAAAGAAACGUUGUCACGUGCCAGCUACAGGGGAUCUUUUCAAACCGAUGAACUAAACGAAUCAAUACUAACGUGCGCGGAAGAAACUCCAGAGAGCCAGAACUCAUCUACAGAGAAACAAGCUGAGCAAAUGGGAAUAAAUUGGAAACAAAACUUAGUUGAUGUAGUUCAUCAGCUGACAGGUGCAUCACAUACAGAAGAUGUACUUAAUAACGACCAGUGCGCAUCCGGAAUACCGGAAAGCGAGAUACCAAACCUGGAAUCGGUACUGAAGUUAGUAGGGGAAAAUUUUAAGAUGCUGAGUGGGGGAGAGAAAAGUGAAGCUGACCCAGACUUUGGUCGGGCUCUUGUCGAAUUGACGAACCAAAACCAGAAUCGUAAUGAAAGCGCACCUAGUGAUACAAAUAAUGCGUUCGAUUUUGGGACCUUAAUGGCCAAUAUAAGACAAUUUACGAGGAAAGAAAUUGAAAGGCAAGAAGAGGGGAGAAACCAUAAUCACGAUGCUGAGGGUUCAUCCGCUGAAAAAUAAAGAGAAAAUCACAUAGGUUUCGAUACCGAAACGACAUGUGUUUUUUAAUUGUGCAUGCGUCGAGACAUUUUGAAAAUAAAGAGAGUUUUCAAGGCCAGACAUUUUAACAAUACAAAUAUAUAUCACAAAGGUCAAUAACAUAUAACUCUCAUAUGUUUCAAUUUUAUAUGACGUGCGAUUUAGUAAACGAAAGUACUACCUUUCAAAUAUUUAAUUGUCAGACAUUUAAAACUGCGUUUAAACAUUUCAUCAUCAGACUCAAAAGUGAUUUAUAUAUGAACAUUUCUUGAUUAAUGACUUUUGAUAUACAUGUACUACAAUCUGAUAAACGACAAUUAUCGCAGAAAGCAUAAAUGUUUUCACGGUUAUCGAGUUUAUUUGUUUGAACUUUAUUAACAUGCUACUAAUUGAUACUGUUAACCAUGGAUUUCAUAAAAGAAAGCAAAAAACACCACAUCAACAACAUAAACAUGGGUGAAGAAAAUAUAGGAAUGGUCUAUUUUUUUUACUGCUAAGCAAUUUCAGUGACACUAUGGCCUGAUCCGUCUGUGUACAAUUUAUGUCGUAAUAUUUCUUUUACUUAAUAACAUGCGAUUGUUUUAUUGU